UUAAUUAUUAUUGAGUUUAUGAGGUUGUAUGAAAAAUGGUAGCAAAAUAUAUCUUGAUAUUGUUAUAUUAAGAAACUAGAUGGACACAUGCAUAUUUCAGGAACAACAUAUUGUUUUAUUCUUGUGUUAUUAUCGGGUCGUUACUUUCUAAUUGACUGAAUUUAAACGCAGUAGAAUAUGACAAUCAAUGAAAGUAUUUCUUUUAUAGUAAUACAUAUAUAUAUAUAUAUAUAUAUAUUUAAAAACUAUUACUGAUUACAUCAAAACAAGAAAAAAGUAAAUUCAUUUACUAGUAAAUAUAUCUGAAAACAACUUGCACAUGCAAACUUAUACCUCAUAAACGGAAUAAUAUAAUCACCCAAUCAGAAAAAAAUAAAAUUAAAGACAUGUUAACUAUUACAGAAGAUUAUUUCCUUCUUUUCUGUCACCAGCUUAUAAAGAUGGUUCACAAUCCCUAUAUAAACAAACAUUAACAAUAGACAUUAACAACAUCCACGAUUAACAAACAAGUUUCAUCGAAUCUUAUAAUCAUCUCUUCAAACAAAAAAAGAAAGAGAAUGGAAAGCAAAAGAGUGACCAUGAUGUUCAUUACACUAAUGAUAGUGAUGAUAAUGGGGAACUUUGUGGUUCAGGCAGAAGCUCAAGCGCAAGCUUAUCCUUUUAGAAGCUGUUUCCCAGGUUGUAUUGUGAGUUGUGCCAUUGAGAAGAAGUUUCCAACUGGUUUGAUGUGUCCAUUCACUUGUUUCAUGACUUGUCUUCCUCCUCCAACAUCAAAUACUCCUUCUCCUACGUCACAAAUGAUUUUGGCAAACGAAAUCGAUCAUACUGAUUAUUUCUGUAAACUUGGUUGCGCUACUCAUCAUUGUCUUGCUCUUUCUUCUCUCCAAAAUCCUAAUGUAGACAAAGUUGUGGACUGUGUGGAUUCAUGCUCAAACAGGUGCUCCGACAAGAACUAGAAGAGACUUUAUUAAAUGUUCCUCUUAAGAUAAAAAUUCAAUGUCUAAAUAUCAAAAUAUAUGAGUUCGUGUAGUUUGUAUAACUACAAUAUUCAAUCCAAAUAAAUAUGUAUUUCCACAUUGAAAUUAUUUGUGUUACAAGCAAAUCAAUAGAUGAAAAUACUGAAGAAGUGAUAAAAAGAGAGGAUGUUUGAAAUUAUUGUGCCAAUUUAUAUAAUUGUAAUAUAUAUGAAUACCUGGUCUGGUUACUUUCCUCUACUGUAUGCAGAAGAAUCUAUCGACAAGAAUAACAAUAUAUCCCUACCAAGUUUGGUGCCUCCUUAGAAAGUCAGUUCUCAUUAAAAAAAAUUAGUGACCCUAAAUUCUUAAUAAAUAUAUUAAUGUAUAAAGUACAAGCCUAUUUGGUUUAAGGACCAAGUCUGUGUAUUUUUUAACACAACCAAGUCUGAUUAUAGAUGAUACAAUUUUUGAUAGACACUCAAGAUAUAUGACACUGAGCUCUCUUCAUUCCAAUAAUGGUGGAGCGUGUGUGUAAUAUAUGUUAGAUUUCUUUGUUUUUCUUUUCAUAUAGAGCAUGUACUCAUCUACGUAAAUCUCAGAUCCUGAUUACAAAUGGUAACUUGAAGUGGAAACUGCAGUGUUGGCUCUUAUAUAGGAUCUAAUAAUUUGCAUUCCAGUCACUUUCUACAACUUUGAUGCAAUUUAUACAGCAGUUGCCAAUAUGACAAUUACAUUUAACAAACAUUAAUUGAUUUUAUUUCAAAUGGAUAAUAUCUAUUAUAUAAAUAUAAUUUAUAGUAUAAGUAUCUCAAGAGGAGAUUUUGCUUUAUAUGAUAUUUUUCUUUUCUUUUGUUACAAGCAAAUAAGUGAGUAAAACUCUGAACCCAAAAGUAUAUAGUAUAAGUAUCUCAAGAGGAUAUUUUGUUUUUUAUGAUGUUUUUCUUUUCUUUUGUUACAAGCAAAUAAGUGAGUAAAACUGUGAAGCCAAAAGUAUAUUCAGUUGUAAAAUAAUCAAUAGUUAUCUAUGAGUAGUUGUAUCAAUCACAUAACUUUCUUUUGGUUCAAUAUAAGCAAAUAAGUUUUUUUUGCUAAAAACUUAAGCAAAUAAAUUAUAACAGCAGUAUACUAAAAUUUUAAGAACAUGUGAUGAUUUUUACAUUUAAACUUGAAUAUAGAUACAUAUAUCUCCAGCAGAAGUGACAAGUUUUAAUUUAAAAUAUAUAUGGCAUAAUAUGGUAUGCAUGCACGUAAAUCAUUAUUUAUUUUAUGAGAGAUUGUAUGGAAUAUAUAUAACAAAGUAUAAUAUAUCUUACACAUAUGUUAAGUAAAAAUCAGACGGUUACUAAUGUAAAUGACUGAAUUAAAAUUUAAUAAAAUACAUGACCAUCAACAAAAAGUAUAUUUUUCAUACACAUUACCACAUGUUUUUUUUAAACACUAUUAUACAGAUGCAUGAGACAUCAAAACAAGAAAAAAGAUUCAUGUCUUUAAGUAGACAUUUAUCUAAAACAGUUUGCACAUAUUUAUGUUAAUGAAUUUAGGUCACAAACGGAGAAUAAUAUAAUCACCAAAUGGGAAAAAAUCAAACAAUAAGUAUAAUACAUACAUUUCAAACACUAUUACACAGAUUCAUGAUACAUCAAAACAAGAAAAAAGUAGAUUCAUGUAUUUAAGUAGAUAUAUCUGAAAAUAGCUUGCACAUAUUUUGGUUAAUGCAAACUUUUACCUCACAAACAGAAUAAUAUAAUCCCAAAAUCGAAAAAAUAAAAUAAAAGAUAGUAUAAGCCACCCCGUACACCUACAUAACGUUCCAAAUCCCUAUAUAAAAAAAACAUUAACA
Messenger RNA from Brassica napus (rape), 2796 nucleotides. Its product is annotated as thionin-like protein 2. The transcript is spliced from 2 exons. Lineage: Eukaryota; Viridiplantae; Streptophyta; Magnoliopsida; Brassicales; Brassicaceae. Bases 558 to 956 code for a protein of 132 amino acids. The record is from RefSeq and is a predicted model, not a curated record.